AUGUCUACCACGCCUCUUAAAGGAUCCUGCUUGUGUGGCAAUGUCAAGCUCACCCUUAAGGGUAACCCCGUCAAGGUCAUGACAUGCUACUGCGUUCAUUGUCAAAAAUCUGGCAGUGCACCUUAUCAAACCAACGCCAUCUUCCCAACAGACCAAAUCGAAAUUGAUGAUCCACAAGGCUUUAUCAAGAUGUAUACUGUUCCAAAGGAAGAGAUCGAUAGCGGCUUUGAAAAGCAAAAGUACUUCUGUAGCAACUGUGGUUGCCCUCUCUUUAACCGGCCCAUGAAGCAUCAAGGCACCAAGACGGUCGUCAAAACAGGCAUCUUAGAUGCACCCGCUGGUAGUGGCAUUCCAGGAUCGGAAGUGCUCAAGCCUGCUGUUGAAAUCUUUACAAAAGAUCGUGCUUCGUAUGUUGCUCCCAUUGAAGGCUGCGCCCAAUUCGAAAAGGCUGCUUCUUAG
Lichtheimia ornata is the source of this 459-nucleotide messenger RNA. RefSeq lists its product as uncharacterized. Gene Ontology annotation, molecular function: carbon-sulfur lyase activity. The record is from RefSeq and is a predicted model, not a curated record. The coding region runs from base 1 to 459 and encodes 152 amino acids. Lineage: Eukaryota; Fungi; Mucoromycota; Mucoromycetes; Mucorales; Lichtheimiaceae. The transcript is spliced from 2 exons.